Drosophila persimilis is the source of this 692-nucleotide messenger RNA. Its product is annotated as low-density lipoprotein receptor-related protein 6. The coding region runs from base 40 to 681 and encodes 213 amino acids. The transcript is spliced from 3 exons. NCBI's taxonomy places the organism in Eukaryota, Metazoa, Arthropoda, Insecta, Diptera, Drosophilidae. The record is from RefSeq and is a predicted model, not a curated record.
CUGCUCCCACCUGUGCCUGGCCCAGCCCGCAGACGGGGCAUGACCUGUGCCUGCCCCACCCACUACCAGCUGGCCAAGGACGGGGUCUCCUGCAAGAACUACAUCAUCUUCACGAUAGACUGCUCGAAUGUGCCGCUGUCAGUGUCCGGCAAGAAUAUCCGCGCCGUGGACUAUGAUCCGAUCUCGCAUUACAUUUACUGGAUCGAAGGCAGGAGUCACAGCAUCAAGCGUUCUCUGGCAAAUGGCACAAAGGUGAGCCUCUUGGCCAACUCCGGACAGCCGUUCGACAUUGCAAUCGACAUCAUUGGGCGGCUGCUCUUCUGGACCUGCUCCUACUCCAACAGCAUUAACGUGACAAGCGUUGCCUCUUUUAGCUUCCUGGGUGAAUCCGUAGGCGUCAACGAUACCGGGGACUCGGAGAAGCCUCGCAACAUUGCCGUGCAUGCCAUGAAGCGUUUGCUCUUCUGGACAGAUGUCAGCAGCCAUCAGGCCAUCAUUCGGGCCCGAUUCGAAGGCAGUGAGCGUGUGGAGCUGGCCUACAAGCUGGAAGGAGUCACGGCGCUGGCCCUGGACCAACAGUCCGACUACAACAGUCUACUAUGCCCAUGGCAAGUGAAUCAAUGUGAUAGACCUCAAAGGAAAGAACAAGUAAGCAACCAAUAUGGAGACCCGACCCUCUGAACACAUGUGUA